Messenger RNA from Dioscorea cayenensis subsp. rotundata (Guinea yam), 758 nucleotides. Its product is annotated as CASP-like protein 1C2. The transcript has 3 exons. The coding region runs from base 133 to 636 and encodes 167 amino acids. NCBI's taxonomy places the organism in Eukaryota, Viridiplantae, Streptophyta, Magnoliopsida, Dioscoreales, Dioscoreaceae. The record is from RefSeq and is a predicted model, not a curated record.
UCUUCCCUACCACGUUGCCUUUUGUUCUAUAUUGUUAAACCUCCCUAGCUACCACCACCGUUCUUCUCACUAUUUAAAUUCUUAACCUUUCUCCCAACCCUUCUUCUUCACUUAAGCCAUUGCUCUCUUGCAAUGUCAAUGUCAAUGGCCAAAAAUACAAGAGCUUGUUGUCUUCUCCUUCUACGGCUUCUUGCGUUGGCUGCUACGGUCACUGCAGCUAUUGUCAUGGGCACAAGCCAUGAGAUAACCACCUUCUUCAACAUCAAGUUGGAAGCCAAGUUUCAGUACACACCUGCAUUUGUGUUCUUUCUGAUAGUGAAUGCGGUUGGUGGGGUUUACACUCUAUUAGUUCUCUUCAUACCUCGGUUCAAUAAUUCUGUCUCCAGUUUCAUUAUCCUCAUGGAUUUGGUUGUAACAAUGUUCUUAGUGUCUGCCAUAUCAGCAGCGGGAGCUGUAUCCCAAGUGGGAAAGAAGGGAAACGAGCACGCCGGGUGGCUGCCGAUUUGCGGUCAGACGCCGGAGUUUUGUGACCAUGUAAUGGGAGCUCUCAUCAGUGCCUUUGUUGGCGUUCUCAUAUACUUUGUCUUGCUUCUCCACACCAUCUAUUCUAAUAUCUUCAGUCCCCUUCUUACUUGACCCAAAAUUAUACUAGAGAAAUAUGCAUAUUAAAGGCCAUCAUUAGUUUGAAAGAUUAUAUUGGUUUUCAUUAUAAACGAGAAAACUAUUUGUAUUGUUGAUGCAUGAGAAUUUUUUUUUAA